This is a messenger RNA of Budorcas taxicolor (takin), 748 nucleotides long. RefSeq names its product tachykinin precursor 1 (gene TAC1). The transcript is spliced from 7 exons. Gene Ontology annotation, biological process: tachykinin receptor signaling pathway. The record is from RefSeq and is a predicted model, not a curated record. Bases 96 to 488 code for a protein of 130 amino acids. Lineage: Eukaryota; Metazoa; Chordata; Mammalia; Artiodactyla; Bovidae.
CUCCUCCAACGUUGCUGCGACCGAGAGUGCGCAGCGCCCCGCGAGUGCUCAGACCAGCAGAGGAACCCCCGGGCGGGUCAGCUGCGAAAUCCAACAUGAAAAUCCUCGUGGCUUUGGCAGUGAUUUUUCUCGUCUCCACUCAACUGUCUGCAGAAGAAAUCGGAGCCAACGAUGAUCUCAAUUAUUGGUCCGACUGGUCCGACAGCGACCAGAUCAAGGAGGAAAUGCCUGAGCCCUUUGAGCAUCUUCUGCAGAGAAUCGCUCGGAGACCCAAGCCUCAGCAGUUCUUUGGAUUGAUGGGCAAACGGGAUGCUGAUUCCUCAAUUGAAAAGCAAGUGGCCCUGUUAAAGGCCCUUUAUGGACAUGGCCAGCUUUCUCACAAAAGGCAUAAAACAGAUUCCUUUGUUGGACUAAUGGGCAAAAGAGCUUUAAAUUCUGUGGCUUAUGAAAGGAGUGUGAUGCAGGAUUAUGAAAGAAGACGUAAAUAGACUACCUAACAUAUUUAUUGAGCUUCAUUUGUGUCAGUGGUCAAAGAAAGGUAAAAUGAGACAUGUACUACGAGGAAUAAUUAUUUAUUUAAUAAUUGUUGUUUUGAGUUUAAAACUCAAGAAGUAUUUAUUUUUCAUAUUGUGGCAAUAUAUGUUGUAAAAAAAUGUGUUGUAAUUCUAAUAUGACAACUCAGUCAGAGGUAGAAAUCAGUGGUAACAUCUCAACAGAGCACAGUGUUCAAUGAAGUUGUAAAAACCUA